AUGUCUCCAAACAUUGCACUUUUGAGACAACUUGGAGUGCCUCAAUCUGCCAUUUCUUUCUUGGUAAGUAAUUAUUCUUCUCAAGCGUUCACUACGCAUACUUGGUUUGUUGAGGCUGUCAACGAGUUUAUGGAAAUGGGAUUUGAUCGAUCGAAAACAGUGUUUGUCUGGGCAAUCCAAGCGUUCUUGAAGAUGCGUAAACUAAAGUUGGAGUCAAAGUUGGAGCUGUAUAGGAGGUGGGGUUGGUCAAAGAACAUGGCCCUCUCAGCAUUUAAAAGGAAUCUAAAUUGUAUGCUUUUAUCAGAAGAGAAGAUCACGAAAACAAUGGACUUCCUUGUGAACAAAAUGGGUUGGCCAUAUGCUAAUAUUGCUAUUAAUCCUGCAGUUCUAUGUUGCAGCUUGGAGAAGAGGAUAAUGCCUAGGUUUUCAGUUAUUCAGGUUUUACAAGCGAAGGGUUUGGUCAAGAAUGAUUUGUCCUCAGGAUCUAUCAUACUACCUAGUGAGAGGUGCUUUGUGGAGAAGUUUUUGAUCAAAUUUCACGACGAUGUUCCUGAACUGUUGAAUGUAUAUUAG
Alnus glutinosa is the source of this 573-nucleotide messenger RNA. RefSeq names its product transcription termination factor MTERF15, mitochondrial-like. Gene Ontology annotation, molecular function: double-stranded DNA binding. The transcript has a single exon. Bases 1 to 573 code for a protein of 190 amino acids. Gene Ontology annotation, biological process: chloroplast organization; regulation of DNA-templated transcription. The record is from RefSeq and is a predicted model, not a curated record. Gene Ontology annotation, cellular component: chloroplast. Lineage: Eukaryota; Viridiplantae; Streptophyta; Magnoliopsida; Fagales; Betulaceae.